AAACGAGAUAUACUUACUGGAGAGCAUCUUAUUUUCACCUCAACCAUUUCAACAAUGAAGAAAAAUUAAACAGACCUGUUAGAAAUAAAUGAAGGGAUGGCAAACUCUACAACUAUUCAACAUAACGAUGUUCUAUUGCCUUGUUUUGUACAGGAAGUAUUUAGUUGCCUUUGUUGUAGAGAAGCUGGCUUAGUUCCAAUAGGACCAGUACGGACUGUUUACCUAAGACGGUCCAUAGGAAUGUGAUGAGGGGAAUGACCACAGAGAUACAUGAUAGGGCCAUAGGUUUAUGUAGCCAUUUGGGUUUUGCCAAUCAAGAGGGAUGCCAAUUACCUAUCACUUUUUCUCUUCGAUGUCUGUAAAAUUUCCCAAUUCAUAUUUUAUAGAAAUAACACCUUUUUCUAUAAAUUUCCCAGGUUGGGGAAAGACAAGCCUAAAAACACUUGUGAGUUGUGACUUAGGUAGUCUACAGAAGAAGAAGAAUGAGACGAAAUUCACGAAAACAAACAAUCAGUCUGACGAACGUCAAUUUGGAAGCCUUAACUGAAUUUCAUGUACUGCCUUUUAUAGGAAUGAUGUCUCAGUGUGUAUCCAGAUUUUGUUUAAGGUCUCAUGUCUUAAAGUAAAGUAGAAUUGCUACCUGAAAAAUGAUGUCACCUGAUGACUGCUGUGUUCAGUUAGAGGGUAAAAAUCAGCUACUUCAUAUGUACAGAGAAUGUGAAGAAGAGCCCCAAGCAGAACAUCAUGUGAAACACUCAUCAGAUGUCCUUGGUGUGGCAGAAGUUGAAAGUAUUAAUGAAGAAUCAGCACAAUCCACAUUCUCAGCACAGGGAAAAGAGAGAAAACUUAAGAAGUUCAGAAAGUUUCCAGAACCUCAUUUUAACCAUGGUAUGAAAAGAACAGUAAGUUUUCUUUUUAAGUCAGGCUUCAGACGAAAAGAAAUUAGAACAGUAUCCAGACAGAAUUUACUUGAUUACAUCUACAAGUUAGAAAAUACAGUGAAAAAGCAGCACAAUAAUAUUAGGUACCUGCAAAUGAAACUGAGAAAACAUAAGUGCAUACAGACAAGUCAAUGUAAACACACAGGUGAUGAAAUAUCCAGUAUCAUGACAAAUAAUUCCUGGAUGACAAGAAUUACAGAGUCGGAAAAGGAAACUGUACAUCAUGCUAAUUGUGUAACACUACAAGCUGACAGUGUAGAUUUAUUAAAUCAGAGGACUGGCAAAAGAAAUAAUGAAAAUUCCCAAUGUAAUGUUUCUAAAUGUUUUGGUGCAGUUCAUUUAAGGCUUGGCCAGCACAGUGAAGAGCUGUCAAGAGAAAGUGAAAAUCCCCUGGAACAAUGUAUGUCAAGUGAAGAUAUGAGUUUUACAGUUAACAAAGUACAAAAUAUCCAAAGUGAUUGUGGAGUCCAUCUUUAUACAUAUGAAAUAAAGAGGAAAAAUAAUGUCAUAGAUGAGUGUGAUGAAGGAGUGAAAAAGUGUAUUGAAGAAUUUAUAUUAAGGGAGGAUGUUUCAGUGACUGAUCUUAAUGUUAAAUCAGAAGGUAAUGAUAAAGUAGCCAGAUUUCGAAGACAUUUUUUAAUUGUCCUGUAUAAACAGUUUCUUGCUGAGGUUGGCUCAGAGUGCAGUUUCUUGCAGUUUUGCAAGUGCAUUCCAAAAGAUGUAAUUAAGCCAAGCCCAACAUAUUGGAAAAACUUGAUGUGUCCAAGAUGUGAAAACACAGAGUUGAAAUUUAUGGAAAUUGUAAGCAAGGUACUGAUGAGAAAAGAUUUAUCCUUAGAAGAAGUUUUAUCCAAGCAAGAUCUAUUUGAACAUGUUUCUCUUGAGCUUAGCAAGUUAAAGGAUUCCCUAGCACCAUUCACCUAUAGGUCUUGGGCUAGAACUCUGCUUGGGAAAAUGGAAGCCAGUGAAAGAAUAGUGACUACAACAAUUGGAAGUGCAUGCACAGAUAUUUUGAAGCAAUUAGAUUUGUUAAAAGACCACAUGAUCAGGUGUUAUAAUCAAUAUGAAGCAGUGAAGGAAGCAAGAGAGGAAACUGAAAUGUCGCCUAUACAUGCCAUGGUGCAUAUAGACUGGUAUGAAAGCCCAGCAACCUUUGUUGCAAGGUUGUUGCACACUUCUUACUAUUGUGGCAAUGGAUUUAAAUCAUUGCAUGCUGGAUUUGUUCGUACACAAGAAAAAUCUUACGGUUUUGCCUCCCUUUCAGACUGUAGAGACCAUACAGCACCUGCUGUAUGGGCAAGCAUAAAUGAUAUUCUAGUAAGUUUAGCUAAAGAGGGAAUGAAAGUUAUUACUGUUGUAUCAGAUUCUGCAACUGCUCAGUAUAGAAAUAAAGGUAAUUUUUACCUAAUGAGGAGAUUUGCAAAGCAAAACAAUGUAGAAAUGAAGUGGAUAUACUUGGAAGGUGGCCAUGGUAAAGGUAUAGCAGAUGCUGUUGGAGCAUCAGUUAAGCAGCUAAUGUGCGACACCAUUGCUAAGCACCCAAACAAAUCUUUCCGUAACACAGUGGAUAUUCUUCCUUUUAUAAAAGAUUUACCCAAUGUGAAGGUUUUUAGUCACAGUGAACAUCUUGUGCAACAGUAUAAAAACUUACUUUCACGACAGCAUUUACAAGUUAUUCCUAGUACAUAUAAAAUUCAUGAAGUGUGUGUGAAGGAAACAUCAUUUUAUGUGAAAGAAUCAUCUGCAGAUAAGUUACCAUUUUUCUCUUUAGAUCUGGACACACAAUCAAAAGGAAAUUAAAUUAAUUCUUGCCAAUUUUAAAAUUUAUUUCAACACAGAAUAUUAAAUUUUUAUUUCAUAAUCACAGCUGUACUGUUAGGCUCUUCACUUAAAGGGAAUCAGUGAAAAAGGGGCAUAUGUCAAAGUGCAUUGCAGAGUUAAAUAAGUGGAUGGUCACUAAUGUUUCCUCGUUCAGUGUACCACAUCCAAGACCUAAGGCUUAUCUGUUUCAGUUAGCCUUGAAUUUUCCAAUCUCAGAAGAUUAUGAGUGUGAAGAUUCUUUAGAUUACCAUAGACAGUGAUGCAUGGUUGGUGUUGUAACCCCUUUCUGCCUAGAAAUCUUGUUAAUAGUGAACUAUGCAUUAAGGAGACCAUUGAAUUGCCAUGUAGAUAGGUAACUUUGUUUCUUUGCCAUGGCGACAGAAAAGUUUAGCUAUGAAAAACGCUAUUCUCUGCACGAAAAUAAAAUGUUGACCACUUAUUUUCUAUCAUCAGAGAAUGUUUAUUAAAUCGUGUAAAUUGAAGAGGUUAGUAUUAACCUGUGUAAAAUAUUAUGAAGAGCUAUUGAUAACUUCUUAACCCUUCAUAUGAGUAACAAAACAGCUUUUGGGUUGUGGAUGGAUUACCUCCUGGUGAGUAUCAAUAAUUACGUGCCAUCAAUUUGGAGAAAUUGAACAGGAAAGAGCUUCCAUUUCAAUAGCUCAAAAAUUUACCAAUGGCAACUUUUAGACCGGCUUAGCCCUCCGAUUCUAGGUGUCUCAUGAAUUAGUUUUGUACUUGACAUCACUGAGCAUGUAUUGCCUCUCUCACAUGAUAUCUUUUUAUAUAUUUGCUCAUAAAUAUACCCAGGGUUGUUGUUGGUUUUAGUUCUUAACUUUUAUGAUGGUCUGUCAGUUAUAAUUGUAAUUUUGCAAAGAAAUAUUAGGAAAAAUCUCAGUAAACUUGCAUAAUUAUUUUACAACAAAUAAACUCAGAAUUUGUUGCUGAUUUUAGUUCUCAUUUGUUUUGAUAGUGUGAGCUAUAAUUAUAAUUUUACAAAAUAAAAUAUAUAAAAUUGUUAGAAAAAACUGUAUAACUUGGUGAAAGUUAUGAUUGUCUUGUAAAGGAACUGAGGGUUGUAAAUAGUCAUUUUCAACUGAUCAUGGAAGGUAGGAAGAAUUUUUUUUUUUCUUACACAAUGUGCAUUUGUAUUCGCUCCUCUUACCAUUGAUAUGUUUUUCUUAAAUUGGCCGACCUCAAAGUUUACUUGUUCAGGGGUACUGUAAAUUGAUUUUUUUUAGCCCAGCUCUUAAGGGUUAAAGGAAUAUUUAAUGCUGUAAAAGCCUUAGUGCAUUUGGUCACUCAACUACUGUACUCACUCAUUCUAUAAAUAAAACAAUGCAUUUAGUUCAGUCAUAAUACAGCAUUUGUCUUCUUUUAGUAUUAGAUAAAUCUUUUAAUUGAUAGUGCCAAUUUGAACUGUUGUAGAAUACUGA
Messenger RNA from Macrobrachium nipponense, 4195 nucleotides. RefSeq lists its product as uncharacterized. The coding region runs from base 648 to 2741 and encodes 697 amino acids. The record is from RefSeq and is a predicted model, not a curated record. The transcript has 4 exons. NCBI's taxonomy places the organism in Eukaryota, Metazoa, Arthropoda, Malacostraca, Decapoda, Palaemonidae.